CCACCAGAAUUCCAUCCAUCGAAAUUUAGUUAUACUCCUAUUCUCCAACUUUUUCUCUCCAUAUUUUUUCUUCGUUUUCCCUGAAACAUCAGAUGGCGCCAAAGGCAGAGAAGAAGCCCGCUGAGAAGAAGCCAGCCUUCGAGAAACCCACGGAGGAGAAGAAAACUGUGGCGGAGAAGGUACCAGCCGAGAAGAAACCCAAGGCUGGCAAGAAGCUCCCAAAGGAAGGCGGUGCUUCCGUCGGGGACAAGAAGAAGAAAAGAACGAAAAAGAGCGUGGAAACCUACAAGAUCUACAUCUUUAAGGUCUUGAAGCAGGUUCAUCCCGAUAUCGGAAUUUCUAGCAAGGCCAUGGGUAUUAUGAACAGCUUCAUCAACGACAUCUUUGAGAAGCUGGCACAGGAGGCAUCGAGACUCGCUAGAUACAACAAGAAGCCCACGAUUACUUCUCGGGAGAUCCAGACCGCUGUGAGGCUUGUGCUGCCCGGCGAAUUGGCGAAGCAUGCCGUUUCUGAGGGGACCAAGGCGGUGACUAAAUUUACUAGCUCUUGAAGCCGUUAUAUUUUCAUUUGAGACUAGGGUUUCAAUGAGUUCUUACGAAAUUGUUGAACAUAUUAGGGAUAGGGUUCUGUCUUUCAAUAUUGCUAUGUUAUUUCCAAUUAAAUAGAUGGUUGUGGUUCUGUAACUACUGAUGUUUGAUAAAUGAUUUAAGGAAAUACAUUUGAAGCCA
This is a messenger RNA of Humulus lupulus (European hop), 729 nucleotides long. Its product is annotated as histone H2B-like. Bases 93 to 551 code for a protein of 152 amino acids. The record is from RefSeq and is a predicted model, not a curated record. Gene Ontology annotation, molecular function: DNA binding; protein heterodimerization activity; structural constituent of chromatin. Lineage: Eukaryota; Viridiplantae; Streptophyta; Magnoliopsida; Rosales; Cannabaceae. Gene Ontology annotation, cellular component: nucleosome. Gene Ontology annotation, biological process: nucleosome assembly. The transcript has a single exon.